Molecule: messenger RNA, 1183 nt
Organism: Physella acuta
Lineage: Eukaryota; Metazoa; Mollusca; Gastropoda; Physidae
Product: glutathione S-transferase 1
Biological process (GO): glutathione metabolic process
Molecular function (GO): glutathione transferase activity
Source: RefSeq, a predicted model, not a curated record
CUAAAUAAUAUUUUCUUAAGAUGGCUGGUGUCUUUUUAAUAGCAAAUUGACUAUCUCGAAUAGGGUUGAUAAAAAUCAAAAUGACACUAGAAAACAUCAAGCUUAUCUACUUCGAUGGCAGAGGUCGUGCUGAGGUGACACGGUUAAUGCUGGCAGCAGCAGACGUCAAGUACGAGGACAUCAGAUACAUUUUUCAGAGAUGGCCCGCCGAGAAGUCAAAAAUGCCUUUUGGGCAACUACCAGUACUAAUUAUAGAUGACAACAUGUUUGGCCAGAGCCUUGCAAUAGCAGCUUACAUUGCCAAGGAAGCAGGAUUUUAUCCUAAAAGUAAUCUUGAUGGGUUAAAAGUGGAUCAAGUAGUUCAGCUGGGAGUUGACUUUCAAACAGUAGCAAUGACAGCUUUGUUUCACGAAGAUGAAGCUAAAAAGAGUGAGCUUGUGAAAGAGCUCAAGGAAGUAGAGGUGCCCAAGUACUUAGACUUUUUUGAAAAACUUUUGAAAGAAUCUGGAACAGGAUAUUUUGUUGGUACAACGUUAACACUUGCAGACUUCUUCAUCUAUGAUAUAAUCUCUGUGACGAUAGACAGAGGAGUCCUCAGCACAUCCAAACAUCCAUUAGUGGAUGGGUUAGUUAAGAAAGUUGAAAGUAAUCCCAAUGUAAAAACUUACCUGGCAAACAGAAAGAAGACUGAUUUUUAAUACAGAAUAGAAACCUCCAGAUUUUAAAAUUACCUGUCCAUUAUAAAAAAUUACGGCUUUGUAAAACAAAAAACAACAAUAUCGGCAUCUUAACAUUUUGCCACAUUAUUAAAACAAUUGUAUGUAAUUGACAGAAGUAAUCUUUUUUAAUUAAGAUAUAAAAAAAUCCAAUUUUAAAAAUCUGUAUUAAAUUUAACUGUCUAAAGAUGCUAAUAAUGUUUAUAAUGAAAAUUUCCAGAGCUGUAAAAUUUGAAAAUAUCACAUUUGACAAACUUUCCAAUUGUGUAUUGUAGCAUAAAUAUUUUAUUCAAUGAAUAAGUGAAUUUUAAAAUUCUAUCUUGCAACAUUAGAUUUCAUUCAUUGCAUUGGUUUAUUGUUGUGAAAUUCAGCUAAUGGAAGUAAAGUUUAUUGUAUCAAACUUAACAUUGGCUGUCUAUGUAAAUAAUUGCAAUCCAUAUUUGAUGUAACUUUAUAUUAAUGUAAAA